Messenger RNA from Ceraceosorus guamensis, 3605 nucleotides. RefSeq lists its product as hypothetical. Gene Ontology annotation, biological process: regulation of DNA-templated transcription; cellular response to starvation. NCBI's taxonomy places the organism in Eukaryota, Fungi, Basidiomycota, Exobasidiomycetes, Ceraceosorales, Ceraceosoraceae. Gene Ontology annotation, cellular component: nucleus. Bases 401 to 3436 code for a protein of 1011 amino acids. Gene Ontology annotation, molecular function: zinc ion binding; DNA-binding transcription factor activity, RNA polymerase II-specific; RNA polymerase II transcription regulatory region sequence-specific DNA binding. The record is from RefSeq and is a predicted model, not a curated record. The transcript has 4 exons.
CGGGACGCCUGCACUGGUACGGUACUCUUUACCCGGCUACCGCUCGCUCCGUCUCCCUACGGCUUCGCUGCAACAAGUACGGAUCGCAAAACAACCUUUUAAACACCACAACACCGAACAAGGCAACUUCAGCUUCCAAGCUAUCGUUCGCUCCCACUUGUUGCAGCUCGCCAUAAUCGCAGUUUAAGAAGUCCAAGUCGACUAUCUAGGCUCCUGGUUCCAGCGCUAUUGGUCAGGGUACGAUAUCUGGAGACUUGCUCAGCUCAUCAAGAUGUCCCGACCUGUAUCAGGCCUACUCUGACGCGACUGUGGAUCGAUCUUCAACAAAAGUCGGAAUCUUCGAACGGGCAACCAAGUCCAGAAGCGGUCAAGCUUCCUGCCGAGUGUGAGCACUCGCAUAAUGGUAGCUGGUGCAGCGACGCCUACCGCAGCGGCCACACCAGGCUCAGUGACCAACUCGCCAGCCCCUUCAGUGCGCUCCAUCGCCAGUCACGAAGGUAGCGCAAGCGGCAAGACAUCAGCAUCAGCAGGAUCAGGUGGCAGCGGUCAGUCUCCCAACAGUUCCGCUUCCUGGGGAUCUCAUCAUGCUGCAAGCACGCUUCAUGCUCUGGCAAGUGGACAUACUCACACGCAACAGUCUCCGCCAUCUGCUCAGCGACCACAAACGACGCAGAGCAAUCGAAGCGAUCAGUCGGGAGCUGCCCAGCGUCCUAACAGCUUGAAAACCCCACAGAUUGUCAGCAACACUAAAUCCCAACCUGCUGCGGGCAAUGUGGGAGGAGCGCAACCGUUCGCUAAAGGUGUUGCGAUUGGACAGCGGCAUGUGCAACCGAUUGCGGCGAGGCCGCCUGCUGCUGCUGCCACCAACAAUGCAGGCAACCAGCGGCCAGCUAGCUCCGGAGGGGCCUCCGCAGCCAGACCUUCUUCUGAAGCAAUCGAUGCAUCGCCCACAAGCGCUCCAUCAGUGACACCAGCUCUGCGACCUUCCGCCUCCAUGAGCUCGGUUCCUCCAGGCGCGGCUGUGGAGGACUCAAAGGCGCUCUUCACAUCAACUGCUGCCUCUGCUAGACCACUCAGCUCAGCCGCGCAGCCCAAGUCGAAUACCUCACAGUCCUCGCAACUCAAGGUGGGGCCGAGCGGCAGCACCAAUCCUUCCAAACCUGUGAAGCUCAACGUGCCCUUCAAGCACCCCGUCCCAAAUCCUUCUGUCACAGCAAGCAAGGGCAAUGCACAGCUCAAGUCCGCUGCCCCGGCUGCGGCUGCGGCUGCGACUGCGACUGCUCAGGUACCCAGCACCGCAAACAAAAGACGCAAAGCGAACAGGGCGUGUAGCGCUUGCCAGAAGGCUCAUUUGACCUGCGACGAUUCCAGACCUUGCCAGAGGUGCGUCAAGAAAGGCAUAGCGGAUACUUGCACAGAUGGCGCGCGUAAGAAGGCAAAGUACCUGCUGGAUGACGAUGAGCUGUGUGAGUGGUCCUACCAGCCCAUGUUCAGAGUGCAUUCGUCAUGUGUUGUCCCAGCAAGAGGAGUCAUGAAUGCUGCAUCACUAGGCGUGCGAGCUUUCCGAGCCUGGCAUUGCUUAUUGACACUCACUGUGUGUUAUUGUGCAUGUACUGCAGUGGAGCUCAAGAGGGAGAAGGAAGCGAAAAAGCGCGCCAAGCAGAGCGAGAUAAGCGAGGGUCGCGCUUCUGCUUCGGAAGAUGCAGCAGAAUUUAGUCAUGCGGACGAAAGCUCGGCCGGGGUGGCAGAGACUAAGCUAGAGGAGACUGCGCAAACAUCGCAAGACCAACAGCUGCCGCAGUGGCCCGAGGAAGCUUCCAUGAUGAAUGUCUUGCAACCGGCGCUGUUCGAUGGCGCAAGUGCGCCUUCUGGUAGCCUGGGGACCUCUUCGGCUCCCUCGGACUUCUUUGGCACAGUAUCGGCGUUCUCCCCAGCGAUGCAGGCGGCUUCUUUUGGCAUAGACAGAGGAGGAAUUCAGGCUACAGACUCGAACAUGAACAUUCCUCUUGAGCUUCAGGAGGCUGACCAGCAAGGUCAGACUUCGGGUCUGGGCCCUUCGGAGCCAGGAGCGCGCGCAGACUCGGCAGUCUAUCAUGGUCCGGCCGAAUUUGGUUCGGAAGCUACUUCGCUGGAGUACUCUUUCCUCAGUAGCAUGCUGCACGGGAUCGAUCCACACCUGCUUGGCGGUGCUACGCCAGACACGGACCCAGGAAGUCAUGGCAGCGGAGGUGCGGCCACCGGUGGGGCGUACCCCGGCACACCUACUGCGUCUGCUGGUGGUGGUAUGAGCAUGGUGACAGCCAGCACGUGGCCUUCCGAGGGUCUGCUCAGCCAGCCAUAUCAGCAUCAACAGAUUGCCGGGUCCUGGCAGCCAGCACGAGGAUUCGGCGCCCUGGGUGGCAGAGUGGCAAAUUUGCCGCACUUGCAUAUGGGCAACCAGGGAGCUGGAGGUUGGAAAUGGGAAGGAAAGGAUGGCUCCGAACCCGCGCAGACGCAAGAGAGAACCAUGGGCGCUCAGCCGGCUUGGGAUGCAGAGGUGGACUACGAAAGGGCAGGGGCUCGUGAGCAAGCACAUGAUACACAGCAUGCUGCUUCGGUGGGCUACUCAGAGGAGCGCAGUGGGACCGUUCGGACGAUGCACGUAAUGCCUCCUACCGGCGCUUCAGCUGGAGGGCAAGCAGAAAGCUAUGGAGCGCUUGAGGUGCCAUCGCCCAACGACACAAGGACUGUCGAUGCUGCACACGGAGCCAUUGCCUCUGCAGGACCUGAAACGCAAAGCACUCUGCAAGCUGGUCAAAUGCAGCCACAAGAGGUGCUUCAAGACCUCCAUCCGACGCGAAGCGCAACCGGACCAGACUUGGAGUGGAAGCAGAGGGUCAAGCACGUUUACUCGGACAAAUGCAAGCCUUUUGCAUACACCGAAGGCUAUCACUUCCUUCUCAAACACAUCACAGCUCGGUACGAGAAGUCCGAAGUGCUGCGCAUUGUUCGAGCUCUGGCGAUCUUUAGGCCAAGCUUGAUCGCAUUGCAGAUGCCCUUGACGGAAGAUGACGAGAUCUUCGUCGAGCGAAGCAUACAGAGGACUAUACUGGAGUUGGAAAAGCUAAUCAGCUUUUCCGGCACGCCUACGGUCGUUUGGAGGAGGACGUGCGAAAUUUGCGUCGUCGGCAUGGAGUUUUGCAUGCUCACUCAACGCACCAGGGACAGCCUUUUAGGUCGUUAUGUGUACGAGUUCUUCGACACCGACUCUUCCUUGCGCUACUGGGAGUCCUUUGCGCUUCACGCCUUUGAGAAUACCGCCUCGGCCGUGUCCAUGACCGUCAAACUCCUCGCCUCGGAUGGCCGCGUCAUUCCUUGCGCCGCAUGCUUCUCCAUCAAGAGAGAUCAAUUCGAUCUGCCAAGCUUGGUAGUCGGCAAUUUUUUGCCGCUCUUGUAGACCCCCCCUCCCCUCCUCUUACCUCUCAUCUCGAACAGAGUUUUACGACUCUUCGGCUGCUCGGCUGCUCGGUAUCAGCCAUCAUUCCCGCUCGCGCACAACCGCGACAUUUCGCAAAUGUAGCAUCUUUCAUGCGUCUACGCCUUCACGCUCACACACAUGCGCGGGG